CUUUGUAUCACAUACAAAUUUCAACAAUGAAGUUCACACAUCUUUCAUUGAUUUGUCUUAUUUCAUUUGUCUUCUUUACAUAUGUUCAAUGUGACUUGGAUGAAGAAGAAACACCAAAACCUGUUUCACAUAGGAAACACCCAGUUUUAAGAAAAGUAUUUUUAAGUGCACCAUCAUGGAUGCAUAUACCAUUUUCUAUUGUUGGAGCGGCAUUAACAUACGUUGCCUACCAUUUUUAUGGUUAAAAUAUGAAGAAAGAUUGAUUCGUUUCGAAAGAGAAACUUCAAUAUCGAUUCAUUAAACUCUAUUCAAAUCAAAUGACAUAAAUUACGAAUAUAAUUCUUGUAACAAGAAAAGCUUCAUAGAGAAACAAUUGCGAUGAUAGUUCUUUCUUUUCUUCUUUUUGUUUUGUUUCUCUUCUAUCGUUUAUCGUGUGUUAUUUCAAAUUUAUGAUGACAAUUUUAUGUACGAAA
Schistosoma curassoni is the source of this 473-nucleotide messenger RNA. The record is from the annotation of a GenBank genome assembly. NCBI's taxonomy places the organism in Eukaryota, Metazoa, Platyhelminthes, Trematoda, Strigeidida, Schistosomatidae.